CUCAGGCCCGCGCUGCUGGUAAUGCUGUGGAUGAGUGCCCAUCUGAUGCACUAACACCAAGAGGUGACUAUGGAACUCAAUGUUGUGUGAUUAGUGGCCAUACACUUCCAUUAUUCUUUGAUGGAUUCAAGUGUUAUUACCGUGUGGAGGCCAUCACUGAUGAAGAAAUGAGAACUUUGCCGGAAAUUGUAUUCACCAGUGAUGAGGAGUAUGAGCCUUCUGCCCGCAGUAAAUCUCGACGCUUCCCAGCAGAGGAGAUUGAUUGGAAGCGCACGAUGGCUUUUCCUCCGGAUGAUGUCCUGAAGCACACUCUCGCCGCGACCACUCAACUGGUUCCUACUGUUGAGGCCGAAAGUCGUGAGAUUAUGAGAGACCAUUUGAAAUCCAGACUAACAUGUCUGUGUUAUCGGCGUCGUCGGGACGUUGAUUUUCUCUAUACCUUCAAGGCCAACAUCAAAUCGGUUCGUGGAUUUUUGUACUUUAAUUUAUUUUCAAGUCAGAGGUCCGGAUACGACCACCCCAUUCUGAUGCAGCAAAAGAGUGAAUCCCCGGAAACACUUGAGGCGCAUUUUGACCACUGUGGAACCCCCCACACUUUGAAGUCAGAUAAUGCAAAAGAAUUUCGUUCUACAGCUAGUCCACGUGCAACCACCUCAACACAUGAUAGGUACAUCGAUCACGUUCCUCUUACUUAG
Molecule: messenger RNA, 695 nt
Organism: Cylindrotheca closterium
Lineage: Eukaryota; Bacillariophyta; Bacillariophyceae; Bacillariales; Bacillariaceae
Source: the annotation of a GenBank genome assembly